Molecule: messenger RNA, 2903 nt
Organism: Danio rerio (zebrafish)
Lineage: Eukaryota; Metazoa; Chordata; Actinopteri; Cypriniformes; Danionidae
Gene: xab2
Product: XPA binding protein 2
Biological process (GO): mRNA splicing, via spliceosome; RNA processing
Cellular component (GO): nucleus
Source: RefSeq, marked provisional
GCUAUUGUGCUCUACGAUCCCCACACGUUGGGAAAGUGUUUGUAUUUUUUGACAAUAACACAAGUUUCUAGUUUUAUAACGAGGAUAUAUUCAGGCAAGGGAAAAUGCCAUCGCUAAGCGGAAAGGCGGACGUUUUAUUCGAAGAUGAUGAUUUGCCUUAUGAGGAAGAAAUCAUCAGGAAUCCAUAUUCAGUCAAGUGCUGGAUGCGUUACAUUGAGCACAAGCAAAGUGCACAGAAAUCUGUGCUCAACAUGAUCUAUGAAAGAGCUUUAAAGGAGUUGCCUGGCAGUUACAAAUUGUGGUACAACUACCUGAGAGAGAGGAGAAAACAGGUGAAAGGAAAGUGCAUCACGGAUCCUGGAUACGAGGAGGUGAACAACUGUCACGAGAGAGCGCUUGUGUUUAUGCAUAAGAUGCCGAGGAUAUGGAUUGAUUAUUGUCAGUUCAUGGUGUCUCAGUGCAAAAUUACACGGAGCAGACGGACAUUCGAUAGAGCAUUAAGAGCUCUGCCCAUCACCCAGCAUCCUCGCAUCUGGCCUUUGUAUCUUCGCUUUGCCCGGAACCUGCCUCUACCAGAGACCGCUAUCCGUGUUUACCGCCGCUACUUGAAGUUGUCUCCUGAGAAUGCAGAGGAAUACAUUGAUUACUUGCGCUCGGUUGGACGCCUGGAUGAAGCCGCAUUACGUCUGGCUGCUGUGGUCAAUGAUGAAAACUUUGUUUCUAAAGAAGGAAAGUCCAAUUAUCAGUUGUGGCACGAGCUCUGUGAUCUCAUCUCACAAAACCCGGACAAGGUGACCUCGCUGAACGUGGGAGCGAUUAUCAGAGGAGGCCUCACUCGCUUCACUGACCAGCUGGGCAAACUCUGGUGCUCAAUGGCCGAUUACUACAUCCGCAGUGGCCACUUCGAGAAGGCUCGAGAUGUUUACGAAGAAGCCAUCCUAACAGUUGUGACCGUGCGAGACUUCACCCAAGUUUUCGACAGCUACGCGCAGUUUGAGGAGAGCAUGAUCGCUGCCAAAAUGGAGACCACAUCUGAACUAGGCCAGGAUGAAGACGAUGACAUUGACUUGGAGUUGCGGUUGGCUCGAUUUGAGUCUCUUAUAACUCGCCGGCCGCUUUUGUUAAACAGCGUGCUGCUGCGUCAAAACCCUCACAACGUUCACGAGUGGCACAAGAGAGUCAAACUCUAUGAGGGCCAGCCUCGACAGAUCAUCAACACGUACACGGAAGCUGUGCAAACAAUAGAUCCUAUGAAAGCCACUGGAAAGCCUCACAGUCUCUGGGUGUCCUUCGCCAAAUUCUACGAGGAUAAUGAACAGAUAGACGAUGCUCGCACUAUCUUCGAGAAGGCCACAAAGGUGAACUACAAGCAGGUGGAUGAUCUCGCUGCAGUGUGGUGUGAAUAUGGAGAGAUGGAGCUGAGACACGAGAACUACGACCAGGCUUUGAGAAUACUAAGGAAAGCUACAGCAAUUCCAGCGAGAAAAGCCGAGUAUUUUGAUUCAUCUGAGCCUGUGCAGAAUCGUGUGUAUAAAUCCCUGAAAGUGUGGUCCAUGCUUGCAGACUUGGAGGAAAGUCUUGGCACAUUCCAGUCCACAAAGGCAGUGUAUGACCGCAUCAUUGACCUCCGCAUCGCCACACCUCAGAUCAUCAUCAACUAUGCCAUGUUUCUUGAAGAGCACAACUACUUUGAGGAAAGCUUCAAGGCAUAUGAGCGUGGCAUUGCCCUCUUCAAGUGGCCUAAUGUUCAUGACAUCUGGAACACGUACCUCACUAAGUUCAUCGACCGCUAUGGAGGCAAGAAGCUGGAAAGAGCCCGAGAUCUGUUCGAGCAAGCCCUGGACGGGUGUCCAGCCAAAUAUGCCAAAACCAUCUACCUACUGUACGCCAAGCUGGAGGAGGAGUACGGUCUCGCUCGACACGCCAUGGCAGUGUAUGAGAGAGCCACUGCGGCAGUAGAGGCAGAGGAACGCCAUCAGAUGUUCAACAUCUACAUCAAACGCGCAGCAGAGAUCUACGGAGUCACACACACCAGAGCCAUCUAUCAGAAGGCCAUUGAGGUCCUGCCGGAUGAACAUGCCAGAGACAUGUGUCUGCGCUUCGCUGACAUGGAGAGCAAACUUGGGGAGAUCGACAGAGCCAGAGCCAUUUACUCUUACUGCUCCCAGAUCUGUGACCCGAGGGUGACCGCUCAUUUCUGGCAAACGUGGAAGGAGUUUGAGAUUCGUCACGGUAAUGAGGACACCAUCCGAGAGAUGCUGAGGAUUAAACGCAGCGUUCAGGCCACGUACAACACGCAGGUCAACUUCAUGUCCUCUCAGAUGCUCAAGGCCACCGGCAACGCUACUGGAACAGUGUCAGAUCUUGCUCCGGGGCAGAGUGGCGUGGACGACAUGAGGCUGCUGGAGCAGAAGGCCCAACAGCUGGCAGCGGAGGCUGAGCGAGACAAACCCAAACCUAAAGAAAAGAUUCUUUUCGUGAGGAGCGACACCUCUCGCAGUGAACUCGCUGAACUGGCCAAGCAGGCUAAUCCAGAUGAGAUCGACAUUGAUGAUGAUGAUGAUGAAGAUGAGGAUGCGGAGGACGCCGAGCCAGAGGAGGUGCAACUGGAGCAGAAAUCUGUCCCUACUGCUGUCUUUGGAGGACUGAAGGACGACUGAAUUCACAGAUCAUCACAAAAAAAAACACCCCGAGUCUGAUCUAAAUAACUAAAAAGCUGAAAAUGAACAGUAAUUCAUCCAAAUGUCAUUUUAGCAAUACCAACUUGUACCACGUGGUGUCACUCUUUACAACAUUUGUAAGCUUUUAUUUUUUUUAUCAUGACUUUGGGUGGAUAAAAUGUUAAAGUGCUUGUUUUCGCCCUCCUUGUCUACUGUAUAUUAAAUGAACAAUCUUCAUGCACA